UACAACAUCUGAUAAAUUUUCCAUUUUUUUGCAAAGAUAGCUUUCAGCACAAUCGCCGGUCUUCAAUGAUCGAUGGAUAGUGAUUGAUAUAAGUGAUAUCAUUAAAAACUUUUUACAAUGUCUUCAUUAUUUGUUAAUAUUAUGAAGCAUACAUUGCUGACAUUUAAAAAUUUGGAUAAAACGAACCAAAAUACUUUUAACAGUAAUUUCGCUAUACUUAAGCAACUUGCGGAGCAAUUAACAUAUCGUGAUCUCAAUUUAAAUCAUCAGGAGCUAUUUAGUGAUUCUGCAUUUCGACCUGGACAUGCACCAUGCAAGUUUAUACAUAUUUUUGAGAACGAUGUUAUGUCUAUGAGUGUUUUUGUAAUGCGUCCUGGUUAUACAAUGCCAUUGCACGAUCAUCCGAUGAUGUAUGGUUUAUUGCGAGGAAUUCAUGGAAAGCUGUCCGUUAAAAGUUAUACGCAACAUAUACCAACUGAUGUACCAUUUGUAUACGAUCAUUCCGGACGAGAUGUAUAUGCUGUGGCAGAGGAGCCAACCAUAGUAUCACCAAAUACUUCUUGUGCAAUAUUGACACCCUAUGAAAGAAACUUUCAUGAAAUUACAGCUGUAGGUGGUAUUGCUGCUUUCUUUGAUAUACUUAGUCCACCAUACGAUGCUGAUAUACCAAACUAUGGUACGCGAAGGUGCCAAUUCUAUCACGCUAAACAACAAACUGUUUCAGACUUGUCACUAAUACGUUUAGAAAGAAUUGCAGAACCCUUAAGCUAUUACUGUGAUACUGUUGAAGUAGAUGAGGCUGUAGCUAAAAGUACCAAUUACUGUACACAAUGACUACAUUUAUAUUUAAGUAUUUUAUGUUUAAUCCAUUUUAAGUGUUCUAU
Messenger RNA from Teleopsis dalmanni, 884 nucleotides. RefSeq names its product 2-aminoethanethiol dioxygenase. The transcript has a single exon. The record is from RefSeq and is a predicted model, not a curated record. NCBI's taxonomy places the organism in Eukaryota, Metazoa, Arthropoda, Insecta, Diptera, Diopsidae. Gene Ontology annotation, cellular component: mitochondrion. The coding region runs from base 118 to 834 and encodes 238 amino acids. Gene Ontology annotation, molecular function: oxidoreductase activity, acting on single donors with incorporation of molecular oxygen, incorporation of two atoms of oxygen.